Molecule: messenger RNA, 1431 nt
Organism: Cuscuta europaea
Lineage: Eukaryota; Viridiplantae; Streptophyta; Magnoliopsida; Solanales; Convolvulaceae
Source: the annotation of a GenBank genome assembly
CUGAGGCCGAUGGUAAGUCCCUUCUGACGUGCUUCCUCGUCGUACUUUCGUAUUUUGCUUUCUAACCCUUAGUAUUUUUUUGUGAUGCAGGUUUUGUGAUGGAUCGCAUGUCAUUCAUGAAGAGGGCUCAACUCAAAGCGGCCGAGGAGCUGAAGGCCCAACAACCUGGGGCUACCGCUGCGGCCAAGCCGCCGGUACAGCCGAAGAAGAAGAGGCAGGCCGAAGAGGGCCAGAAGAAGUUGACGGAUGUGGGAAUGAAGCCUCCCAAGAAGUCAAAGAGGGCUUCUUCUGCCGGCGAUGCUGGGACGUCGGCUGUUCCUUCUGGGAACGGAGAGGGUUCAAACCCUGAUGCUUUGGUGGACCACCCUUCAGGCCCGUCGUCCACCACUCUUUCCACUGUUCCUGUUCCCGCAACGGCCGCCCGGAAGAAAGGGUCCGGCCGAGAGCUGGUCAGAGGCACCUACAAGCUCGAGGUGGAGUACCCCGUCAAAGGGGGGGCUGUUCAAUGAAAUCGUUGACGGCCACGAGGUGACUUCUCAGGCUAUCCCUGAUGAAGACCAGGCUUAUCUGAAGAAGCUCGGCCACGUGAAGAUGUACGAUGGUGGGAUGGACCACGUCGUCCAAGGUGCCUUCAUGUUGAUGGAGAACAACAGGAGGCAACAAAAAGAGAUUGCUCGUCUGAGGCAAUUCGAGCAGAAGGUUGCCUCAGCCGACGAGGCGAUGGGCAGCUUAGAGAGGCUGCGUCUCGAGGUUGAGGGCCUUAAGAAGAGGGCCGACGAGGCCGACCAGUUGUCCGCUGAGAAGGAGGGGGCUCUCCAGCGCUUGGCCGACGUGGAGCGUGCCCGCGACGAGGCCCUUCAGCGCGCAGAGGAGGCCGAGAAGGGCAAGGCCAGUGCAGAGCUGGCUCUCAGCGCUGCCGAGGAGAAAGCCGCUGAUGCCGCUGUGCAGAAGUUUCUUGAAGUCGGUUGGAAGGACGAAGGCCGGCUUCCAUUCUGUUUUGAGGUCGUGGCGGCCAGACUCGUUGACUGGGUGAACCAAUCCCCCGACGGCCAGGCCUAUUGGGAGAAGGAGAUGAAGGUCUUCUAUGACCUUGGGCAAUACCGGAUGCAACGGUUGUUGUACAGGAGGCUGCAACGGCGUUUCAUGGAUAUCGGUGUGUCCAAAGAGUGGGCCGUCGGCCUCGAGCUGCCUCCGUUAAUGAAGCAUCCUGAGGCAGAGUUGGAGCUUCCGGUGGCCGAGCGGCAGCUCCCUAUUGAGAGCUCAUGUAUCAGCGAUGACUGGGCGUAUGAGCGGAGCAUGUUUGAAGAUACUGCCACGUCGGGUGCCCCUGCCGGUACGUCUGUUGUCCCGGCCGAGGGGGGAGCUGAGGCCGAGAAGGACUCUGAAGCCCCUCCAGAGUUCUGAUCCUUUGUAGUUUUAUCUUUCUUUCAG